This is a messenger RNA of Brachypodium distachyon (stiff brome), 1563 nucleotides long. RefSeq lists its product as uncharacterized. Lineage: Eukaryota; Viridiplantae; Streptophyta; Magnoliopsida; Poales; Poaceae. The transcript has 6 exons. The record is from RefSeq and is a predicted model, not a curated record. Bases 359 to 1252 code for a protein of 297 amino acids. Gene Ontology annotation, molecular function: protein binding.
CGGGAGUGACGGACGGCGACGGAUCCCUGCAGCGUGGCUGCCCGCACCGCAAGACGGGAGAGAUCUUUCCUCCCCAGAUAGAUUCCAGCGACGAUGUGCGACUCGCUAAUCUGCAGGAAUUAGCCUCAAGAUAUCGGGGCUGGGGUUUUCUUGCGUUGGCGAUUGAACGGAGCCACAGAAAUGGGGGCUGAGAACAGCGGCUAAUUUUAGCCCAGCCCCCACGGAGGAAAAAGCCGCUCGCCCCCACAAGAAAUCGCGGCGAUCUAUCGUUUUAUCUAUUCGCCUGGCCGCCGAGCUCAAAUUUCCGUUUUGGUUCGAAGAGCCAAUUCGAUUUGGUUUCUCGCGUGGGCGGGAGAGGAUGCAGUCUGUGGGCGUGAGCUCGCCGGCGCCGGUGCCGGUGCGGACGGCCGUGGGGAUGCGGCGGCGGCCAGCGACCGCGAGGUGGCCACGGAGGAGCUCGUCCGCCGCCCGGAGGGCGGUCGUGGCGGCCGCGUCGUCGUCGCCGCCAUCGUCGGAUGCCAACUCGAGCUCCAACUCGCCGGGUAAGGACGAGGAGACGGAGGAGGCCGCCGCGCGGAGGGAGGAGGGCGACAAGGCGGCGGCGGCCUUCUUGCUGAGGAGUCAGAAAUACGCCAUGCUCAAGCAGCAGCUCGCCGUGGCCGCCCAACUCGAGGAUUAUAAGGAGGCAGCGAGGCUGAGGGACUCGCUGAGGUCGUUCGAGGAGGAGGAGCCCGUCCUCCGCCUCCGCCGCUCGCUGAAGAAGGCAGUCGAGGAGGAGAGGUUUGCGGAUGCUGCCAAGUACAGAGAUGAGUUGAUGAUUUUGGCUCCACACUCCCUCCUCAAAUGUUCCAGUGAUGCUACAACUGUGGGGGUAAGAGUUCAAGUCAGGAGUGUCUAUAUUGAAAGCCGGAGCCAGCCAUUGAAGGGAAAGUUCUUUUUUGCCUAUAGAAUCAGGAUUACAAAUAAUUCUCAGCGUGCUGUUCAGCUUCUCAGGCGACACUGGAUCGUCACUGAUGCAAAUGGAAGGACAGAGAAUAUUUGGGGUGUGGGCGUAGUGGGAGAGCAACCUGUCAUAUUCCCAAAGACUGGUUUUGAGUACUCAUCGGCAUGCCCAUUGAACACUCCAAAUGGGAGAAUGGAAGGUGAUUUUGAGAUGAAGUACAUCGACAAGGCUGGGUCCUCAACAUUCAACGUUGCUAUCGCACCAUUCUCUCUGUCGAUCCUUGGGGACGACAACCACGUUCCUCUCUGAACGCUAUCGAGUAUCACACUAGUUUGAAGAAUGCCCAUUGCCAGUAUGAAACUGCACAAACAAGAGUAAUGUUGUUGGUGUACUAGUUAGAGCACGUGCGUUACUUUGUCCAGCCUGAUGAUACACCAGUUUGCAAGAUCUUGUCCAGCUAACUGCAAAAUGGUGAAGGAUUUUGGGUGCAAGAUCAUACACGGUUUAGUGAAAUAUAUGGAAAUGUGCAUGGAUUUUGUGGCUUAAUGUAUCAGUUCCACUUUUACAUGUACAGCUUGUAUAACGAUAGGGACCCUGUUGAUUUGCAUGUCUCGUUAUCA